UAACUUGGUAUCACUGGAACUCCGAGAGAACUUGCUGACAUAUUUACCAGAGUCUCUGUCUCAACUUCAGAAACUUGAAGAACUGGAUGUAGGAAGCAAUGAACUGUAUAAUUUGCCCGAGACAAUAGGCUGUCUUGUCAGCCUGAAAGACCUGUGGCUUGAUGGAAACCAGCUGUCUGAUAUACCCGCGGAAGUGGGCAGUUUGAGAAGCUUGACGUGUCUGGAUGUGUCGGAGAAUAAGUUAGAGCGCCUCCCGGAGGAGAUGGGGAACCUGCUGUCCCUCACUGACCUGCUGGUGUCCCAGAACCUCAUAGACCUGCUGCCGGAAGGCAUCGGGAAAUUAAAGCGUCUUUCGAUACUGAAAGUGGAUCAGAACCGUUUACUGCAGCUCCCGGAGAGCAUCGGCCACUGUGAAAGCCUGACAGAGCUAGUGCUGACAGAAAACCAGCUAGUGAAUUUGCCAAGAAGCAUUGGAAAGCUAAAGAAACUCUCCAACUUCAACUGUGAUAGGAAUCGCCUCGCAUCUUUACCAAAAGAGAUCGGCGGCUGCUGCAGUCUGAAUGUGCUGUGUGUGAGAGAGAACCGGCUGAUCCGCAUCCCUCCAGAGCUCUCGCAGGCCAGCGAACUCCACGUGCUGGACCUGUCUGGAAACAGACUGCUGUAUCUGCCCCUGACGCUCACGUCUCUACGGCUCAAAGCUCUGUGGCUCUCGGAGAACCAGUCUCAGCCUCUGCUCACCUUCCAGACGGACGUGGACCCCGAGUCUGGAGAGAAGGUGCUGACCUGCGUUCUGCUGCCUCAGCAACCAUGCGAAUCGGAAAACACAGGUUCAGAUAAUCUGGCACGCUGCGGGGCUCUGGAGAGUUUGGUGGAGAGCAGCAUUCUGGACGACACAUGGGACGAUAAAGCUGCAAACCGAAUGAGCACCAUCCGCUUCAUGGAGGACGAUGAUGAUGAAGACGAUGAAGAGAGGACGCUCCUGCGACGGGCCACUCCUCACCCCGGCGAGCUCAAGAACAUGAAGAAAGUGGCGGAGAGCAUCCGAAAGGACAUGAACGCCGCCAAAGGCCUGGAUUCCAACAAAAACGAGGUCAAUAAUGCUGUGGAUCGCGUGACCACGUCUGUGUGACCGACAUGUCUCUCCCCGGUGUGUGUGUGUAUGUGUGUGUCCCAGCCAUUCCUCUCUGUUUCAACGCUGUCCCCGGAGCCCCUUUAUCCAGCCCUGCUCACUUCAUCAGGAACACAAACACACGGUGCCUUGUUUUCUAAAAGAGCAAUGAUCCUGCAGAGGAGGAGCACGUCUUACUCUCCACAUCCACUGCUUUGUUUGCUUUCCUUCUCCUCACAGGUAGUUGCACAACAGUCUUAGCAUCUGAAUCUUUUAAUAUUGAAAUUUCUAUAUAUAUAUUAUGCUCUAUUUUUUUAUUUUUUGAAACACUGGGUGCUUUUCUUUCUUACUUUCUUUCGGUGACGUGUGGAAAAAGCCCAGAUAUUUUGGACCUACUGAUUAUUAUUAUCAUUAUUUUUUAAUUAUUGUAUAGUUGCUUGUGAAUAUUGAUACUUUUAUAUAUGUAUAAAUAUAAUAAUGGCAGCUCAGGUGGUGUAAAUUUUAGAAAGAGAAGCCAGUUUUUCUUUAUAAUCGACGAACUCUUCCUUAAUUUUCCAAUUCAAAAGCAUUCGAACAAAGAUUUCCAGCAUUGAAUUGAACACCAGCCGGCAGCUUUUGUAUUUCCUCAUCAGGUUUUUCCCCUUGUGUGUUUUGUGCUGAAAGGGCUACACACUCCAGCAUAUCCACGUCAACUUCCAGCUUUAUUUUACUGUCAAAGCAGGUACAAUACAACUUUAUUAAUUAAGGUAAUGGUCGUUUUUAAUCUCUAGCUUUGGUUUUGGCUUUUAUUUUUCCCUCCAGGUGCCAGAACGCACUUUUAAAUACGACGCUAUCAUUUUAAGUAUAUGUGUAUGGUACACUACGGACUUCAUUUUCCAUUUUGUAUGUUUUGAUUUGUACUCCGAGACGAACGGAUGCUUUUUAAUGUUGAUUUUUUUUAUUAUCUUCAUUAUAUGAUGAAGCUGCACAGAACACAAUCUUACGCAGGCGCUGUUUCUGGGCCAAUACGUUUAUGACUUUAACCACUGAAAUAAUAAAGUGACUUUAUGAAA
This is a messenger RNA of Danio aesculapii, 2160 nucleotides long. RefSeq names its product leucine rich repeat containing 1 (gene lrrc1). The record is from RefSeq and is a predicted model, not a curated record. Gene Ontology annotation, cellular component: postsynaptic membrane; adherens junction; postsynaptic density. NCBI's taxonomy places the organism in Eukaryota, Metazoa, Chordata, Actinopteri, Cypriniformes, Danionidae. The coding region runs from base 263 to 1129 and encodes 288 amino acids. The transcript has 10 exons. Gene Ontology annotation, biological process: neurotransmitter receptor transport postsynaptic membrane to endosome; neurotransmitter receptor transport, endosome to postsynaptic membrane. Gene Ontology annotation, molecular function: protein binding.